This is a messenger RNA of Sphenostylis stenocarpa, 576 nucleotides long. The record is from the annotation of a GenBank genome assembly. Lineage: Eukaryota; Viridiplantae; Streptophyta; Magnoliopsida; Fabales; Fabaceae.
AUGGUGUACUUACAGUUGCUUACCUUUGGAUGGACUCCUGAAGAAGCCAAAAUGCACAUGGUCGCGGACUAUUUUAGUCUUUCGGAAUGGAAAGUGAUUACUGAGGUACUUGGGCCAAAUCCUCGACAUCUAUUUGAACUCUAUGCACUUAAACAAAGCAAUUAUCACCUAAAACUAACACAAGACAAGGCUUGUACCUUUGAGGACACUGUAGAUGCAUAUAUAGCAUAUUUGCAAAAAGAGGAGGACUCAAUUGCGAAAUCAGAAGACCAAAAUAGGAAUUAUGUGAGGCCCCAAAAGGGAGGGGAAGCAACCCAAGUAGAUGCAAGACUACAUGUCUCAAAAGAGAUCCAAUGUGAAGUCAUUCCAUUUGCUGCAAAACCUAAAUCAGGGUACGUUGCUUUAACGACCCACCUUUUCUUUCAAAGCGACGUCUUCUACGAUGUCAAGAAUGGCAAGACCCUUAUCCACAAAUGGAAAGGGGUUAUUCCUUACGCCCACCGAUUCUUGGAUUUGCAAACUCCCUCGUGCCGAUCUACUGUCUUGAGGGGAAGAGGGGCUUUGUUAUUAUUGUGA